Messenger RNA from Effrenium voratum, 765 nucleotides. NCBI's taxonomy places the organism in Eukaryota, Dinophyceae, Suessiales, Symbiodiniaceae. The record is from the annotation of a GenBank genome assembly.
AUGGGCUGCGGAGCCAGUACACGGGUGGCGCCAGGCACUACGCAUUGCCUGGUGGUGCAGGAUGGCGUAAGUCGUCGCUACGAGCACUCCAUCUUCCCCGUGGAUGCUCGAUGGGCACAGGAUGGAGUCGCGAAGUACCUCCGGAAGCUUGCAAUGAGCCCUCUGGUUCGCCGCAGUACGCCGAAUGCGGCGGACCCGCCCCUGGUGAUCCUGAUCGUGAUGAAGAUCUUCAGGACUGUGAACUCCUGGUCAGCGGGAUCGGUGGAGGCAGCGCGGUGGUGGCAGCAUGUGGAUGAGACCUUGGAUGCGUCCGGAGGUCACAAGAGGCUGCCCCUCAACCUGGACGACAAGAACCUGCUGGAGCUGCACCGGGCACAGCAGAUGCGGUUGAGGCGCAUCAUCUUCAUGCCGCCGAAGCAAAUUCCUUUGUCUCGUACGCGGACGAAACGGGCUAUGGCGAUUGAGGUGAUGAAUGGGGCGAUGAACAACGGAUGGCAGUACUACGUUGGCUGGCAGGUGGACCAGGAGAUGACACAGAGGAUCCUCGCAUACAGGAACUACACAGGCGGAGAAGGACGCGAGCUCAUGGCCAUGGAGGCAGAAAGGACGUGGUCCGAGGCACAGCAGGCCACGGCGGCCAUGAGCGCAAACUGGGCGAACGUCUACGACGCUGCUUACACGUACCUUUUGUGGCAGACUGCUAGGGACUGGAGAUGGAAGCCGGAGCUCGUGUUCAUGGAAACCUUCACGCAGCCGAAAAGCUAA